UACCACCAUGCCCCCUCAAAUGAAUACGCACCGCUGCACGUGUUGGUGAGUUCAAUUACUUCGCUAGAAAGGGUUCUGUGGGUUGAUGUCAUCCUUCAAUUCAGUCAUGUUCCAGGUCUGAGGAGCUUCAUCGUGAAAACAACUGUUUCGGGGCUAUCCAGCCGUAUGCCUAUUAUGACUUCACGAAUAAUUAUCACUGUCCUCAUACUGACUAAGGUCAUCGUCUGGGGAGAGGAGCCAUGUUCGCCAUGGAUUUGGAAUAUCGAGACUGAGAAGUGCUACGUAAAAUUUUGCGAUCUACUAAAACCAGAUGAAGCUGAAAAAAUCUGCAAAAAGUACAAUGGCCAAUUGCUUACUAUAUGCAGUGAGGAGGAGAACAAAUUCGUUGCAGACCUUGCACGCAAUCAUCCAAGAGAGGAUGGAAAAUUGCAUGGUACAUGGAUUGGGCUGAGACGCGACUCCACUAGAAGGAAAUGGAUAUGGAGGAGCGGUUCCACUUGCGAAUAUCGCAAGUGGGCUUUUGCUGAACCAAAUGAUGUUACCUUUGAUGAAGACUAUGGUCACCUCUGGGUCUAUAAGCCGAAUGAAUACCGUCACUGGAACGACUACCGAAACGAGCGGUCCCGUGAUUUUAUGUGUGAAGCGCCCUACUGUCCUUUGGACAAUUAA
Molecule: messenger RNA, 669 nt
Organism: Haemonchus placei
Lineage: Eukaryota; Metazoa; Nematoda; Chromadorea; Rhabditida; Trichostrongylidae
Source: the annotation of a GenBank genome assembly